Molecule: messenger RNA, 1754 nt
Organism: Sphaerodactylus townsendi
Lineage: Eukaryota; Metazoa; Chordata; Lepidosauria; Squamata; Sphaerodactylidae
Gene: AK2
Product: adenylate kinase 2
Exons: 7
Coding region: 59-772 (237 amino acids)
Biological process (GO): ADP biosynthetic process
Cellular component (GO): mitochondrion; cytoplasm
Molecular function (GO): AMP kinase activity; ATP binding
Source: RefSeq, a predicted model, not a curated record
GGCGGACCUCCCGGCUCAUGCUUUUCCCCCGGUCGGGCAGAGUUGGAGGUGUGCAGAGAUGGCUCCUAGUGUGGAAGGCGGAGAGGGAAGCCUCGGCCGGGGGGUCCGUAAGGGCAUCCGGGCUGUGCUGUUGGGGCCGCCCGGGGCCGGGAAGGGAACCCAGGCUCCCCGGCUAGCUGAAACAUACUGCGUUUGUCACUUGGCGACAGGGGACAUGCUGAGGGCCAUGGUAGCCUCUGGUUCAGAGCUGGGGAAGAGGCUGAAGGAGACGAUGGAUGCUGGCAAGCUGGUGAGCGAUGAGAUGGUGGUGGAGCUGAUUGAAAAAAACCUGGAAACUCCUCCCUGCAGAAAUGGCUUCCUUUUGGAUGGCUUUCCCCGCACGGUGCGGCAAGCAGAAAUGCUUGACGAGCUUGUGGAGAAAAGGAAAGAGAAUCUAGAUUCUGUCAUUGAAUUCAGCAUUGCUGACUCCCUACUCAUUCGGAGGAUCACGGGACGGUUGAUCCAUCCAGCAAGUGGCCGCUCAUACCAUGAGGAAUUCAAUCCUCCUAAAGUCCACAUGAAGGAUGAUGUGACUGAAGAGCCUCUGAUACGCCGUUCGGAUGACAAUGAAGUAGCUUUGAAAGCUCGGCUGAAGUCCUACCACACUCAGACAACCCCACUCGUUGAGUACUACACCCGACGUGGGAUCCACACAGCGGUGGAUGCUUCCCAGUCCCCUGAUGUGGUGUUUGCUAGCAUCUUGGCCGCUUUCUCGAAAGCCACAUCCAAAUGAACCCAGGCGGUGGACAGGACGGGACACCAUCAAGUGCUGCAUGUUCCAUCACCCUUAUCCCAUACCCUUGGGAAAAUGGGCAGGGAAUGUAGGAUUUUUAAAGGGGGGUUAACAGAAUCAGGAAAGCCAGGAGUAUUGGGGUGGGGGAUAUCAGAAUCAUGUCAAAGAGGAGUGUCUAUCUGAAGAAAUGAAUAUUUUUGUAGAACAGUAAAUGCACAUUAAAAUAUGAUUUGGGAAGGAAGAUCUUGGUAGCUUUGAAACACAAGUGCUGGUUGCAGAUUGUGACACCAGAUGUCUGUAGCUUGGAUUCCACAGCAGGGUUUAAAAUUUUUUUUAAGCAUCUCAGGCUCUUGUUAACUUCUCCUGAUAAUUCAGAUGAUUUAGAAGCUUGCUUCAAAUGGACUGCAACAGUUCCCAAACAUUGUACUGCAAGAAAUCAAUUAAAUGUUCCAGCAAGGCCACAGAAGUACCCAGCCACAAAGGAGGCUACCUGCUGUGUCUGUGAUUUUGCCAUUCUGGCCUUUCUUCCAUCUAGUCACACCUCAUAUCUGUGCAUGAAUAUGAUUGGCAUUCCUGGUGCUGAAAUGCACUAGAAACUGCUUAGUCAUGCCCAGAGCACUGACUGGUGGAGGAAGAUGGGUUGGACUGCUCUGCAGGGAUGUGAGUUCUUGCAUUUGCCUCCAGUUUUAAAUCCAGGAUUGGGGGAGAAACUGCUGCUUCUGUCGGAAGUUCAUGGAAAACUGAUCUGGCUGGGGCAGCUUUUCCAGCUUUCUUCUCAAUAGGAAUUCAACAGUAGGCAUCUAUUUUUUUUUCUUCUAUCUGAGGUGCUUCCUGCCUUCCUACUCCAGACUAGUAUCCCCUCCAGCACUGAAGGCCAAAGCCAAAGAGCUCUCCUUUUAAUGAUUAGCUAUGCCCUACAUCUGUUCACCUUCCAUUCUUUAGAGACCAUGUGCUGCCUUAAUAAAAUGGAUGCAAAUUUGUA